UAGCACCAUUGGCCGUUUUGCUCACCCUCUUAAUGCCCCUUCAUGUCGUAAGACGGACUACCGCAUAAUCUCCAUGUCUUGGCCUUACCCGAAGAGGACUUAGGACGUGACAGCGCAACAUCUUCGAUCUGAGCGGGUGUGCUUAUCAUAUUACAGGUAGCUCUCCGACGCACGCUCGUUCUACAAUGGACACCCGCUUAUUCAACACUUCCUCGAGAUACGCCUAAGUGGGCGUUACCAGAUAUGUGAGCGUAAAGGAUCAGGUUCGUUUGAAAAGUGUACAUGGGGCGUGAUGUUCCUACCGGUGACGUGGUGGCCAUUAAACUCGAGCACCAUUCGAUCACACCAUCACUCCUGCGUCAAGAGAUCGAUAUCUAUGAGGAACUGAGUGGACAACCCGGCAUUCCUAGUAUUCUGGCUUGGCUAUCACUGUGACUUCCAGGCGUUGGUGUUUGAACUUCUGGGACCCAAUCUCGAGGAUCUCUUCCGAUACUGUGAAAACAAGUUCUCCCUCAAGACAACAUUGAUUCUGAUGGAUCAACUCCUCCAUCGGAUUGAAAGUCUCCACAAGGUGGGAUACCUCCAUCGUGACAUCAAGCCUGAAAACUUCCUGCUAGGCACCGGUAAGCAGGGCAACAUUGUCUACAUGACCGAUUUUGGACUCGCCGCCUACCGGAGGGCCCCUAACGACCGAAUCCUCAGCCACAAGCCGGCAGCCAGUCCCCGGAUUUCGCUGGUCGGCACCUGCCGUUACGCCAGCAUCAAUGGCCACUUGGACGUCGCUCCAUCAUGGCGUGACGACCUCGAGUCGCUAGGGUAUAUGGCCCUGUAUUUUCUUCAUGGGUCCCUUCCCUGGCAAGGUCUGAAGGCCUCCAGCCGGCAGGAAAGAUACCGGCUUGUCUUCGAGCGGAAGACGACGAUCAGGGUAUCGGAACUAUGCCAGGGUCUGCCAGCGGAGUUUACUACAUAUAUGAACUACAUUCGUGGAUUGGACGACUAUGACAAGCCCGAUUACAAGUACCUGCGGAGCUUGUUCGGUCGCCUCUUUCGCCGCAAAGGUUUCGAGCAUGACAAUGUGUUCGAUUGGACGAUUCGAGAGUUUGAGAGGCUGUCUCAUAUGGACCAACAACGUCUUGUGCCCAGUUCAGACACUAUUGGGCAAAAUCAUGCCCGGAAGCGUGCAGGCAGACGUGACCGCAAGAGGAUACGUCGAACACGAGCUAAUGCGACAGAAUGACAGCUGGAGUUCAGGCAGGGGCCUAUCUCGCCACAAAAGGUUUGACGCCUUGGUGGACAAAUGUAUCACUCUCAUUUGCGCUGAAGCAGGAAUCGAAUCGAUCUUGAGCAGCCAAUUUCUAGAUCCAGGAGUGCCAUGGACUUGACUUAGAGCCCACCUCCUUAGAGUUCGCCAGGCGGUGUCAGAGAGCGGAAUAUACAGGCGGCCUGGGCAAUCAUCGUUGAAUGAAUGCCUUCUGAAUCGUGUGCAGGAGGCGGCGGACGGCAUGGAACGAUCUAGAUAUUUGAGGGGCUGAGAGUGUGAUUAUACUGCUGAGUGCAUGUGAGCUGUAUGAAUGACACGGUUGAGCGUCGCCCGAAAGGUGGGCUAAAGCAGGCUGAGGAGGCUGCUUGAGCUACCCGAGCUCCCUUAUCAGGCUCUUGCCUAUCUGCAUAGUCCGACAUCUGCGUCACGCCUCUCCAAGUAGCCCUUUCUUGGACCGAAAGCUGCUCGUGAUGCUAUCCUCAGGUAUUGGUAUCUUCCACGAAGCUUUACAAGCAAAACCCCAUGGAUUCGCGGAGGACGGGCGGACCGGCGUUGCUGGAGCUUCAGCCAUGUA
Exophiala xenobiotica is the source of this 1835-nucleotide messenger RNA. RefSeq lists its product as uncharacterized. Gene Ontology annotation, cellular component: cytoplasm; nucleus. Gene Ontology annotation, biological process: signal transduction; peptidyl-serine phosphorylation. Gene Ontology annotation, molecular function: protein serine/threonine kinase activity; ATP binding. Bases 533 to 1237 code for a protein of 234 amino acids. NCBI's taxonomy places the organism in Eukaryota, Fungi, Ascomycota, Eurotiomycetes, Chaetothyriales, Herpotrichiellaceae. The record is from RefSeq and is a predicted model, not a curated record. The transcript has 3 exons.